CUAUCUAGGUAAUUAGAGGAAAGACAACAGCAUAAAUGGGCACUUACGUCUUCCUUGUCUUGACUAUUAAUUGAAAGAAACCCGCCUUUAUUUGGCUGGGGUAAGGCCAAAGAUUAUUAUUAUGAUAUAAUUAGGGUAACUAAGGUAAUCUGAUAUCUGAUCUUGACUCGGGAAGAUUAAAAUGAAAUCCAGCAGAAGUACUAAUAUCCAAAACCCUAAUCUGGGCAUGCAUGUAAUUAAUAUAAAAGGAUGAAUCAGUUAAUUCUGAGGGCUUAUUUUCUCUGGAGAUGGAUGAAGUUGCAGAUCUGCCCUGGAAAAAACAGCAACUUAACUACUAGCUACGAUUCUAUAUAUAUAAUGAUUGUAUUCAUUCAUAGUGAAAGAGAUGGAUCAUGAACAGAUCUAGCUAGUACGAGAGAGAAAGAAGAGACCCAGAUUUGAGUACCCCAAAAACAACAGCUAGCACAUGAAUUAAUGCGAAGAAAGAAAGGGACAGAAACUGAAAGUUGAAGACUUUAGCAGCAGAUCAAAACAAAGUAGUAUUACGAGUAGUGUAGAUAAACAAAGAAAUAAAGAGUAACAGUUGAUAUCGGACCGAGAUGCUUGAUUCCCCUUUGAUGAUUUGGCUUUAACCAAUCUGGCCUUCCUCCAGCCAGCCAGCCAGCUAAUCUAAUCUAUCUGUCUGUUGCGCGCAGAGAGAAGAUGGCAUGGACGGAUCAAGGAGUAGUCGUCCUCCUCUCUUUCAAAAUCUUCAACUAGCUAGGUAGCAAUUGAUGAUGAUGAUGAUGAGGUGGGAUUUGAGAGCUGAUGAGAACUGAGAACUCAGCAGCAGCAACCAAAGAGUGCUAGCUAGAGCUACAUAUUAGCUGAUUAAAGCUGGGUUUGGAGGGCCGGCUGGGCUUGAUCUUUAUUGUUGUUUUUUUCUUUUCCCUUGGCCCUCUUUUUUCUGGUCCUUGGUAACAAGGCCAAGAAGGGUAAUGAUGAUAUUUUGGGUAUGAUGAUGAAGGAGAAGAAGCAUGAGAAACAAGGAGUUGGUGGUGGUGGUGGUGGUGGGUGUAAUGAUGGCGAUGGAGAGGGUGGUUCAGAAGGAGAAGAAGAAGAAGAAGACGAAGAGCGCAUGGUGGUGGUGGAAGAACGAUGAUGACAAAACAUUAUCAUUGCUCCCCUCUCUCUCUCCCUCUCCCUCUCUUUCUAGCGAUGUGUGCUUAUCUAUAAGGCUGAUGGCGUUGAAAGAAAUGCACCAAAAAGGAAAGGAGGGAAACAUUAAAAAAAAAAAAGCUGUGCCGGACGGAAAAAUGUAAACAGAAAUUUUCUAUAUUGAUGUUUUUGUCAUUUAUAAUAUCAUAUAUAUAACUAUAUAAAAAUGUUAUUUGUUCUAAGGUUUCUGUGCCUGCUUUCCUUCCUCUCCCAGCCUGUAGUAUUACUGGUGUCAAGACUGUCAGGGGGAAGAGACGGAAAGGUAGAAGCGCCACAGAGAAUGAUGAUGGAUACGUGUGUGUAUCAGUGUAUGUGUUGGGAGUCAUCAUCAACAUCACACCCCUCCCAUCCCAAACCCAACCUAGUUAAUUAGGGCUUUCUUCCUUCCCGACCUUCUUUCCUUUUAUCACUUUUUCAUCAUUUAGACAAACAUUAAUGUGUUAUAAAUCGAUUCGAGAAAAAUUCGUUCGAUACUCGAUUCGUUUUAAUCGAACCGGCUCGCGAACCAAACUCGUUAACUAAACGAGUCGAACUCAAGCCAUAUCAUGUUCAGUUCGAAAGCUUGCGAACAAGCUCAUUUAACUCUUUGGCAUAAGAAAUUAUUAGAAUUCAUGGAUUUUAUGUAUUGGAAUUGGGACAAAUAUUGUGUUUUAUUUUGCUGGAAUUUGCUACAGGUUUGAAUGUAAUUUUGUGCCAAGUUCUAGGUCAAUUUUGAGUUAUUAUGAAUAUUUUAUGAGCUUAACUCGAUUUUGGGCUCGUAAAGCUUAUUCGACGAGUCGAGCUCGAACUUUCAUUUUCAUAAACGAGCCAAGCUCGAGAUUGCAUAUUAAAACUCGUGAUGAACACGAGCCGAGUUCGAGCUUGGGAAUAUAUUAACGAGCCGAACCCGAACUAUGAAAAAACUCGACUCGGCUCGGAUCAUUAAUAGUCCUAGUUAUAACCAAUCACAUAGCUAGAUAAAUAAAUGCAAAGUAUAUCUUUAUAGCGACUAAUGAAAUAAAAGGAGUAUAUAUAUCUAAAUUUUUGGUGAUACACUCACAAAAAUGAGUGUAUACUAUGCAUCUUCUAAAAUUAGUCUUAAAAUUUCAAAAUUAAUAUAAUUAUAUAAUAAUAUAGAAUUACAACUAAUCAUUCUAUUACUCUAAACCGGGUGCCUUUAAUUUUGAACCCGAAUCAUAAAUCACAAAGUGUAAAAACUCUAAACCCUAAUCUUAAAUCCUAAGCAUUUCAAAUUAAAGUAAAUCUUGAAUAAUUUUUGUAAAAAAUCAUAUAUUUUUGAUUCAUCACAUCAUAAUUUAUAAUUGACAUCGUUUUGAUAUAAAUCAUCUGCUCAAAAUAACAAUUAGAAAAAAUAAGUGCACCAAAAACAAAAUCCUAAAAAUACCUUACAACUUCAAGUUAUUUGUGCCAGUCUUUUGAUUAUUGAGUUAACCCGCAUAACUGCAUCAUCACAUUGUCAGCAUGCACAAGAAUGAGCUCUUUGUUAUCAGUAGGAGUAGAAAUCGGUAUGGUAUCGGUACCCAAUACCAAAUACCAAAAUUCCGAAUACCGAAUUACACUCGAAAGUCAAUCCCAAUCCCAAUUCCUAAAUAAUUUCGGUAUCUCGAUUUCAAUUCCAAUCCCUAAAUAUUCUGGUAUCCCAAUCGUAUUAUUGAAUACCAAAUUAAUUAUAUUUGAAAUAAAUAAUUAUAUAAAAAAAUUAGAUUUGAUUGUUUAAUUUAGAUCAAAGAGAUUAAGCGAAGAGUCUUGACUCUUGAGUUUGCCUAUAGCUAGGAUAUGGAUAAAGAGAAUGAAGGAGAGGUGACAUCUCAAGUUCUUGUCAUUGGUAAUCUAUAAUUUGACGAAUUGGAGGCUGAGAGACGACUAAUACUAGUGUUUGCUUUUUUGGGUUAUGAAAAUAACAAGUGGUUAGGUGAGAGAUGAGAGUGACUUAAAUUGGAAAGUCAUAAUUGAGUUGGAUGGGGACUUCUAAGUUGUGAAAGAGUGAGGAAUGACUAAAAGUUGUGUGUUAUA
Messenger RNA from Linum trigynum, 3210 nucleotides. Lineage: Eukaryota; Viridiplantae; Streptophyta; Magnoliopsida; Malpighiales; Linaceae. The record is from the annotation of a GenBank genome assembly.